This is a messenger RNA of Myotis lucifugus (little brown bat), 1220 nucleotides long. RefSeq names its product prokineticin 1 (gene PROK1). Bases 501 to 1220 code for a protein of 239 amino acids. Lineage: Eukaryota; Metazoa; Chordata; Mammalia; Chiroptera; Vespertilionidae. The record is from RefSeq and is a predicted model, not a curated record. The transcript is spliced from 8 exons.
ACAGGUAAAUGCGAGCAGUGGCCUGGGUCACGUGCCAGGCUUUAGUCGCCAGGCAAGCCCAGGAGGACGUGGUGUUCUGCUUCUGUGUUUGUUUGGAAAGUGCCCUGGGCGUGGCAGAGGCCUUCCGUGGAGCAUUUCCAGUGGCUCCUACGCAGGGCUUCUCGCUCGCUUUGCGUGAGGAGACGCUCUGAGGUCGGCACCCCAGCCCCUUCCCCAGCCCCAGAGCCACUGGGCGCCGGCCACUCCCUGGCAGAGGGAGGGGAGUGCUUUCUGCUCUCUCUGCUGCCCGAGGGGAGGGUAGACAUGGCAUUUGAGAGCUGCUCAGAGCCCGCUUGUCCGCCAGCUUCAUGCCGUGGCCUCGCCGGCUCCGCAGGGCCAUUUCUUUCUUCUCACUCCUAAUUCUCAGGAUCCUGUGCGAGGAGCCACAGUAAACGGGCAGAACUCGCUCAGUCCCAGCACGUGUGUUUUAAAGUCAUCCUUUGAGGAAUCCCAUUUUGUGGAUGCAGUCACUGAGGUCUGGAGAGGUCAACUCUCUUGUCAAGGUCACAGAACUUGAAGGCGUCCAUGGCCUUGGGACUUUUAAGACCAAGACACACAUCCACACAAACAGGAGAAAAUCCACCUCUACCCACAAGCAAGAAACGUUUGCUGAGGACUGGACAGAAGCACCCUCCGGAGUCAAGAGCCCCAGGGGUUGCCCUCUGUGGUGUGGCCAGAAAGACGUUCCUGAUGAAUCCCACGUCGGAUCCGCCAGAGACAGCUGCUCCGUCUCAGGCUUGUUCGCGGCUUGUCCUGUGAUGGAUGCUGAAGCUGACUGCGUGGGGAAGGAGAGGAAUGAGGCGCAAGAUGAAGGAGAGAAGCAGGAGCCGGCCAAGGCCUGUGAGCAGAGCUGGGCAGCGACCAUGAGGGCUGCCACGCGGCUCUGGGUCGUGCUGCUCCUGGUGACGGCGUCCGACUGUGCGGUGAUCACCGGGGCCUGUGAGCGGGACGCCCAGUGUGGGCCGGGCACCUGCUGCGCCGUCAGCCUGUGGCUCCGAGGCCUGCGGAUGUGCACCCCGCUGGGGCGGGAAGGAGAGGCCUGCCACCCCGGCAGCCACAAGGUUCCCUUCCUCGGGAGACGCCAGCACCACGCCUGUCCCUGCCAGCCCGCCCUGCUGUGCUCCCGGCGCCCCCCCGGCAGGCACCGUUGCUCCGCGGACUUGAAGGACUUCCACUUUUAG